Molecule: messenger RNA, 2490 nt
Organism: Halichondria panicea
Lineage: Eukaryota; Metazoa; Porifera; Demospongiae; Suberitida; Halichondriidae
Product: mitofusin-2-like
Exons: 13
Coding region: 46-2298 (750 amino acids)
Biological process (GO): mitochondrion localization; mitochondrial fusion
Cellular component (GO): mitochondrial outer membrane
Molecular function (GO): GTP binding; GTPase activity
Source: RefSeq, a predicted model, not a curated record
UAUUGGCUUAUAAAUUCACGAUCCUUACCAAGUCGAUGAGGCACCAUGAGUCGUUCUUUAUACAAACAAUCCUCUCUGGACAGUCCAGGCCUCUCUUACCACGCUAGGGGCCCGGAGGAUGUCGACUCACCGCCUGAAAAACCUGUCCAACUCAACAGAUCUCUCACGGUCAGCGGCCCUCGAGGGAGCAUCACAGGCUCUAGGACUCUACUCCGAGCGCGAGACUCGAACUCUCCCCUCAAGAGAUUCACUCGUGCCAAACAGAGCAUCAGCAAUGCUUUUGGAUUGGUUCGUAAUCGACUGGUCGAGGCUCAGAGCUUUAUGAUGCUGUCUCGACAGACGUCCGAAUGUCCUCCACUGACUGUGCUACUGGACCGUACCCGCGGGAUCGAGGACAUCCUGUCACGUGAUCACAUGAAGGUGGCAUUCUUUGGGCGUACGAGCAAUGGGAAGAGUACAGCCAUCAAUGCUCUACUCCGAGACAAGGUUCUGCCGGCCGGUAUUGGACACACAACCAACUGUUUCUGUAGCGUAAUUGGUGCCGAGGGGGAGGAGGGCUACGUACUGUCACCUGACUCACAGGAACGGCAAAAUGUCAAGAAUGUGAAGCAGCUGGCUCACUCUCUGCACAAGGAACACCUCGACCCUAGCAGUAUGUUGCAAGUCUACUGGCCAAUGACAAAAUGCCACCUGCUGAAGGAUGAUGUGGAGCUAAUGGACAGCCCUGGUAUAGACAUGGACCCAGAUAUGGACCAGUGGAUCAACAACCAUUGCCUUGACGCUGAUGUCUUUGUCCUCGUCUCCAACGCUGAGUCGACCCUCAUGAGAGCUGAGAAGCAGUUCUUCCAUCGUGUGAGUGAACGUCUGUCAAAACCCAACAUCUUCAUCCUCAACAAUCGCUGGGAUUGCUCAGCUCAGGAGCCGGAGAUGAUGGAAGAGGUGAAAGAGCAGCACUUGAAGUGUGAUAUUGCCUUCCUCUGCCACCAGCUCAAGGUGGCAGAUGAACGUACAGCUAAGAACAGAGUGUUCUUUGUGUCAGCCAAGGAGGUGUUGCAGGUGCGAACACAAGGUCAGCAGAUACCAGAGGGCAAGGGCAUGCCUGACGGUUGGAAGGCUAGACUCAUGGAGUUCGAAAGGUUUGAGCAGCUCUUCAAAGAGUGUGUUUCAAGUUCUGCCAUUCGGACAAAGUUUGAGCAUCAUCACAAGCAGGGGUCAGAGGUCGUAGAAGAUCUGGAGAGUCUACUAGUGCAGGAGGAGACUCAGAUACAGCAGAGCAAUGACACAGUGAGUGCCCAGCUGAGUGGCAGCUGGCAGAGGAAGGCAGCGUUACAAGACCAGGGCUCUCAGCUCAGAGAGUAUGGACAGCAAGUCAUCUCCACUACAGCCACGGCCGUCGAGCAGAAGGUUGCCGUAGCAAUGCGGGAUAUUGAGGGACAAUUGCUACCAAUAGUGGACGGCUUCAGAGGAGUGAACUUUGACCCUAGCCACUGUGCAACGUACAAGGAGGGGCUGUGUGAGUGGGUGGAUGGACAACUGGUGAAGGAGCUCGGGAAAGUGGGUGGAGCCUCUUUAGGAGCCAUGCAUGACCAGGCACAGCAGAAACUCAUUGACACAUACCAGAGUCUGUUGCAGUUGCCAGGGGACAAGCUAUCACGGUUCCAACAGCUGGUCCGCCCACCACAGCUCUCCUAUGUACUCAAAUGUUCCGAUCUGACGGAGGAUUUCAAAGAGGAUCUUAAUUUCCAUUUCUCACUCGGCCUGGGCAGGGUGGCGAAAAUACUUAACUUUGGGUCAUGGUUUGACAGCUUGUCUCCACAACUUUCCACUCUGUGGACCAUCGUCCCAGUCGAGUACGUGGUCCCGGGACUCCUCCUACUAGGCGGAGCUUUGUUGCCAAGGUUUCUGUCGUGGCGACUGCUUGUCCCGUCCCUGGCUGUGUACGGUGGUAUCUAUGCCUAUGAGAGACUCACAUGGACGGAGAGGUCCAAGGAACAGGCCAUCAAAUCACAGUUUGUCCGCCACAUGAGGUCAAAGGUGAGCACUCAGAUCAGAGCUACAAGUAACGUGUACACCCGGCAAUUGAGUGGUAACCUGGGACUGCUGCUAGAGGGACUCAAUGGUUCACUGGAGACAUGUCAACAAGAGGAGAAUGGUCACAUUGCACAGCUAACUCAGGAGCAGACCAGACUCACACAGCUUGGGGACAAGGGACGGAAGCUCAAGAACGCUGUUCAUCUGCUCAGGAGUGACUUUGAGAUGUUCAAGGAGGACUACCUCGACGAUGCUGACUCAGCAUAAUCAAUAACGUAUUUUUUGUGAACUAUUGCUGUUUCUAUAUUAUAAUUAUGUAUGUAGCUGUUGCCAUGGUACCUGUAACUAGGCCAAUGAUUGUAUUAUUAUCUGCUGAAAUUAUUUAUGUGCUCAUUGUCGUUUUCUGUCAAAACAUAAAGAGUUUUAAUUAUCGCUCUCUGCCAUGAAAUUUUCCAUUUA